GCCAGACUGCUACAAACAAGACAAUCACGGCGUUCCGACUGCACUGUAGACAACUGCGAGUUCUCAGACUGUGAGAGGUAUUCAGGUGAGAUAACCUGAACGCUCACGGGUGCCAUGAAUUGGGCUUUUCUUCAGGGUCUCCUGAGUGGGGUCAACAAGUACUCCACCGCAUUCGGCCGUGUCUGGCUGUCCAUAGUCUUCCUUUUCAGGGUCAUGGUCUUCGUCGUAGCUGCGGAGAAGGUAUGGGGCGAUGAGCAGAAAGACUUUACGUGUAACACUGCUCAGCCUGGCUGCCAUAACGUUUGCUACGACCACUUCUUCCCGGUGUCCCACAUACGUCUGUGGGCGCUGCAGCUCAUCUUCGUCACCUGUCCGUCGUUCCUCGUGGUGCUGCAUGUGGCCUAUCGUGAGGAACGCGAGCGGAAGCACCGCCUCAAAAAUGGCGAGGGCUGUCAGCGGUUGUAUGCCAACACUGGAAAGAAGCGUGGUGGUCUUUGGUGGACAUACGUCCUCUCGCUGGUUUUUAAAAUGGGAGUGGAUGUGACCUUCGUGUAUCUCCUGUAUCACAUCUAUGAGGGCUAUGACUUCCCCACCAUGGUGAAGUGUUCUGAGCGUCCCUGCCCUAAUGUGGUUGAUUGCUUCAUCUCUCGGCCCACAGAGAAGCGUAUCUUCACCAUCUUCAUGGUGGUGACAAGUCUUGUGUGCAUCCUGCUCUCCCUCUGCGAAAUCCUCUACCUGGUGGGCAAACGCUGCUUUGAAUGUAUCCACAGGAUGCAGGGCUCACGGCAGAUAAACAAGGCAAGGUCCAUCGCUAACAUGAGGAGCUCAAAUACUAAUUUAGAUUCAAACAGCAAGAAACUGGCAAGCAAAGGCCAGCCAGCGCCAGCAUACUAUGUGGUCAUCUCAUCCUAAAAAGCAUGAGCUUGGAAAAUACUUUCACUCAGAGAGAUGGAAAAUGUUCCUCAUGUUCACCACGAUGUGAACGCAAACAUGACCAACUCAGUGGACGGUUGGCAGUAGAGGAUGCAGCUUGUAUGCUUGCCCUAUAUCCACUGGAUCUUUUUGCUGGAAAGUUGAGGCCUGAUAAAUAACAUUGUACAUUUCAAAAGUUUAUAGGGGUCAAAAUGUCAGCAUUCAGGAUGACGCAGUCUUUAAUUUGACUAAAGCAAGUCUCUUCAGGGUUUUGGGUGUGGUGUGGCUUCUGUUAGUCCAAGAUCCAAAACACCAACACCAACGGGCACUUUAAACUAAGCAAAUACAAUACAGAUGGUAUAAGCCCAAGUAAUUACAAUAAUUACUAUUAAUUACAUAGUACACAUUUAUCAAUUUU
Messenger RNA from Sinocyclocheilus grahami, 1330 nucleotides. Its product is annotated as gap junction beta-4 protein-like. The record is from RefSeq and is a predicted model, not a curated record. The coding region runs from base 115 to 912 and encodes 265 amino acids. Gene Ontology annotation, cellular component: connexin complex. NCBI's taxonomy places the organism in Eukaryota, Metazoa, Chordata, Actinopteri, Cypriniformes, Cyprinidae. The transcript is spliced from 2 exons. Gene Ontology annotation, biological process: cell-cell signaling. Gene Ontology annotation, molecular function: gap junction channel activity.